Molecule: messenger RNA, 2625 nt
Organism: Metarhizium album ARSEF 1941
Lineage: Eukaryota; Fungi; Ascomycota; Sordariomycetes; Hypocreales; Clavicipitaceae
Product: Zn(2)-C6 fungal-type DNA-binding domain protein
Exons: 2
Coding region: 1-2625 (874 amino acids)
Biological process (GO): regulation of DNA-templated transcription
Molecular function (GO): zinc ion binding; DNA-binding transcription factor activity, RNA polymerase II-specific
Source: RefSeq, a predicted model, not a curated record
AUGACAGCACCACCCCUCUCUCAACAAACGGUCCCAGUCAAAGACGCAGCCGCGGGCCGCAAGCGCAGAAGACGUGCUCCUGCUGGAGGCGCUGCGGAUGACUGCUUCACCUGCUCCAAACGAAACGUCAAGUGUGACCGCCGACGACCAUACUGCUCUCAAUGUCUCGAAAUAGGGAACGAAUGCUCUGGAUAUAAGACUCAGCUCACAUGGGGAGUUGGAGUUGCUAGCAGGGGCAAGCUUCGUGGGCUUUCUCUUCCCAUUGCCAAGGCGCCUCCGGUGUCCAGAGAACCCAAGAAGUCCCCUGUUGCUCGCGGUCGUGCCAACUCGACGGCCGCCGUUAUGGCUGCUCGCUGGGUAGAACAGGACGAGGCCCAGAGACACCGGGGGCCCAUUGAUAUCCCCUCAGUGGCUCACUCUGUUGCGACUCACGCAAGCUCGUAUCCCGGACCCGGCUAUGACUAUCUUUCCAUGUCUCACUCUGAGAACAGCACAGCAACUGCUUCUCAGCAUGGCUGGGGCAAUCUUCAUUACUCCGGCGGACUCGUACCUUCACCAGACGCAACAUCAAAAUACUCCAAGUUUCCUCUUCCGCUUAUUACCGAUGGCCUGUCAUCAUCAGUCGACUCUGUAAGCGAUGUGGACUAUCUUUCCCCCCUCAGCCAAACGUAUUCUCGCGAUGAAAUGCCCUUUGGCAGUGGAUCGUCUGUGCUAUAUGACGGAUACGGCAGAGGCCAGCACUCUCCCGUCUCCCAAAGUCCUCCUUCAGGACUAGUCCUAGACAGCGCUCGCGUACCAACGUCGUGUCCUGGCUUGGUAUACGCCGCAUCAGAACAUAGCUCGAGUAUCAACUCUCACUUGGACGCAUUCGACACGCAUCUGAGCCACAAGCUGAUGCGGGAAUGUGACAGCUUCAGUGUUCCACAAAUCGACGCAUACAAUCCAAGUUGCAGCCCUGCCGCCCACAGCUGGACAUCGUCUUCGCACCCGCGCGAAGACGAACUUCAGUCACCACAAUCCGAACAGGCAUCAAACAGGUGGCCUACCACGUUUCCAGAGACGGAGCGAUUGCGAGUCAGCCCGGACCUCGUAGCGAGGAUGCCAUUCUUCAUGGACUACUACAAAAAUACCAUUGCCCCUUCCAUGGUAUAUAUCGACGGACCGCACAAUCCUUUUCGGGAUCAUAUUCUUCAGCUGGCAGUUCACAGUCAAAGCCUUCAGCAUGCCAUCUGUGCCUUGUCAGCUUGCAAUCUGCGAAUGAAGAGGAAAUUAAGCCUCGGACAAGACACGCAGGAACUGUUUGAGAAACUUACAUUGGAAAAGAAUGCUAUUGACAGUCUUGGCGAUCGCCAGCCGGACGACCCUUCCUUGGCAGAGGAGUUUCAGCACCGAAAUCUGGCAGUCAACCUUUUGAACGAACAGCUCAACGACCCGCUCAAAUCAACCUACGACUCUGUCCUCGCCACCAUUCUUCUCCUCUGCCACUAUCGAAUGGUCGAGUCCGGUGUGGCCAAGUUCCACACCCAAUUUGCUGGCGUGAAGAAGAUCUUGUCUAUGCGCACAGAACAGUUUGGGCCCUCGAGGGGCUCAGCUUGGAUGGAAGCACUUUUUACCUACUUUGACGCCAUAUCGGCAAGCAUCAAUGACCGCGAGGCCCAGCUUGCUCCAACUGUGGAUGAUGGAUUACCGCUGUUACCUCUCGGCGCAGAAAACCUAGUUGGCUGUGACAGGGCGUUGUUCAAGACGAUUAGCAAGCUUGGUAGAUUGAAUCUACUUUCGCAGCACCGGCCCGUGCAAAACGUGACAGCCUCUCCCCAGCCAAGCGCAGACACGUCACCAUGUCAGCGGAUGGUUGGAUCGCCCCUCAGCCGCCCGUACAGUGCUGGCAUCACCGGUGUGGGCAGCGUUCACAUGCAGCAAAACCCACGGUCGCAGCAGCAACUUGGCGCCAUGUACGCGAUGCCCGCGCACCGUUUUGAUGGCAACGGGUUUGGGUCUACGCUUGACGAUGACGAGAUUCUCGCCUCUGCCAUGAGCACAUCUGCAGCAUUCGACGACAGCCGAUCAUUGUUCUGGCGUGAAUGGAAGGAGGCGCGGCUGGCAUUGCAAAACUGGCAGUUCGAGGCUGUUGCCGUUGCGACAUCCUUGCCGGGAUCUCCCAGCCCGUCCCGAGUUCGGGAUCUCGAGUCUGUGUCGGAGGCUUUCCGGUAUGCCGCUCUCCUUUACACGGAGCGUCUGGCGGGUCCCAGCACGCCAUCGAGCCACACAGACUUCCAGAACCUGGUCAGCCAAGUCGUUUACUACGCCACCAGCCUUGAUGCCGGCAGCACGGCCGAGAAGUUUCUCCUUUGGCCAUUGUUCGUGGCCGGUUCUGAGUGCGUCAAUGAACUGCAGCAAAACAUUGUGCGUGCCAAAUGCCGCGACAUUAUGAACAGGUCUGGUUACAUGAACAAUCUGUCAGCCCUGGACAUUCUAGAGAAGCUGUGGGCUGGCGAGUUCAAUGCCGCCACACCCGACUUGCGUCACAGGUCCGGCCCGGCCAAGAUGGCUGGCUGCCGAGGACCAUUGAAUUGGGCAAAGUGCUUUGGCGGACCUGGAGCGGAAGCCGAGUGGAUCAUGUUCUAA